AGACCGGGUGGCUCGGGCCAGCGUAUGGCCCCAGGAAUGCCCCCUCCCUAUGGCGGCAUGAGAGGGCCCAUGGGCCAGGGUAUGGACUCAUCUCGCAAACGUGGACACGGCCACCCAUCAGACGCACAGAAAAAGGGACAGAGUGCUACGAUUGGUGGCGGAUCCGGCAGCAGCAGCGCCAGGAAAAAGAAGAAAAUGGCCGACAAGGUCCUGCCCCCGCGGGUCCGGGAGCUGGUGCCCGAGUCCCAGGCCUACAUGGACCUGUUGGCAUUUGAAAGGAAACUAGACGCCACCAUCAUGAGGAAGAGGCUGGACAUUCAGGAGGCCCUCAAGAGGCCAAUGAAGCAAAAGCGCAAGUUGCGAGUGUUCAUCUCCAACACCUACUACCCCGGCAAGCCAGAUGCAGAUGAGGAGGACGCCAGCGUGCCCUCCUGGGAGCUCAGGGUCGAAGGUCGCCUUCUGGAAGAUCCCAACGCCCCCAAGUACGAGAUCAAACAGAAGAGGAAAUUCUCCUCCUUCUUCAAGAGCCUGGUCAUAGAGCUGGAUAAGGAGCUGUACGGGCCCGACAACCAUCUUGUGGAGUGGCACCGUACGAGCACAACCACGGAAACAGACGGUUUUCAGGUCAAGAGACCAGGCAGCGAGAACGUCAAAUGCACGCUGUUGCUCCUGCUGGACCAUCAGCCACCCCAGUACAAGCUGGACCCCCGCCUGGCACGCCUUCUGGGUGUCCACACCCAGACACGCCCAGUUAUCAUCAACGCCCUGUGGCAGUACAUAAAGACCCACUCCCUGCAGGACUCCCACGAGAGAGAGUACAUCAACAAUGACAAGUACUUCAAUCAGAUCUUUGACUGUGGGCGGAUGAAGUUUUCGGAAAUACCCCAGCGAUUGCACCAAUUGCUUCACGCCCCAGACCCCAUUGUCAUCCAGCACACCAUCAACGUGGACACAGCCGAGCAGAAGAAGACGGCCUGCUACGACAUCGAUGUGGAAGUCGACGAUACCCUCAAGGAACAGAUGAAGUCUUUCCUGUUGUCAACGGCCAGCCAGCAGGAGAUCGCCACCCUAGAUAACAAGAUUCAUGAGACCGUGGAGACCAUAAACCAGCUCAAGGUCCAGCGCGAGUUCAUGCUGGGCUUUGCCAGGGAUCCGCAGAACUUCAUCAGCGAGUGGCUGGUGUCACAGAGCAUGGAUCUGAAGACCAUGACGGACGUGGUGGGAAACCCCGAAGAAGAACGUCGCAGUGACUUCUACUUCAAGCCUUGGGCCCAGGAAGCUGUCCGACGCUACUUCUACAGCAAAGUCCAACAACGCCGGGCCGAGCUGGAACAGGCGCUGGGCAUCCGCAACACAUAGCGCCCCCUCAACUCACCCAGUAGCUCUUCGGAGAUAAGUCUCUCUGUGAAUAUCAGAUAGUCCCAAGCUGCACUUUUAUCAACAUCAUCAUUGCAAUGAGAUCAGCAUUAUCGAUAUGACACUGCACAGCACACCAACACGAAGGUCGACCAACUCUUCAAUCAAGAACAUCGAGGGAACCAUCCAUUUAAAAAAAAAACUCAAUCAUCCGACAAAUUCUAAACGGGAAAAAAAAAGAAACAAGAAAGAAAAAAAAAAAAGAUUAAGGAAGAAACAGACUCGACAUCAUGUAAGCUCCGCCUCUCACUAAAUAAUCCCAGGCAGAGAGGGAAAAAAGAAGGAAAAAUAAAAAAAAC
This is a messenger RNA of Patiria miniata (bat star), 1715 nucleotides long. RefSeq names its product SWI/SNF-related matrix-associated actin-dependent regulator of chromatin subfamily D member 1-like. The coding region runs from base 25 to 1359 and encodes 444 amino acids. The transcript has 11 exons. The record is from RefSeq and is a predicted model, not a curated record. Gene Ontology annotation, cellular component: nucleus; SWI/SNF complex. Gene Ontology annotation, biological process: regulation of transcription by RNA polymerase II. NCBI's taxonomy places the organism in Eukaryota, Metazoa, Echinodermata, Asteroidea, Valvatida, Asterinidae.